CGACUGGUACUUUACUAAAGGAGCAAGUGCCUGUUGCCUAGUAACACUGUACGCCGGAAGUAGAGGAAAACGGCGCAAGUAGAGGGAAGAUUUGGAUUGUAAAACGUUAUAUCGAGCAUGGAGCUGUAUCAUGUGCUAGAACCAAUUGGUGAGGGCUCUUUUGGCCGUGUCUACAAAGGAAGGAGGAAGCACAGUGGUGAGAUUGUGGCCCUGAAAUUUAUCCCUAAAGUCGGACGCUCAGAAAAAGAACUGAGAGGACUAAAGAGAGAGAUUCAGAUAAUGAGAGAUUUGAAACACCCCAAUAUUGUGCGCAUGUUAGACAGUUGUGAGACCGAGCGAGAGGUUGUUGUGGUUACAGAAUAUGCAGAGGGUGAGCUAUUCCAGAUACUAGAAGAUGAUGGGAAUUUGUCUGAGGAGUUGGUGAGAGAUAUCUCAGCCCAGCUUGUUUCUGCACUCUAUUACCUGCAUUCUCAUCGGAUCUUGCACCGUGACAUGAAGCCUCAAAACAUUUUGUUGGGUAAAGAUGGGACGGUGAAGCUGUGUGAUUUUGGGUUUGCCCGGGAAUUAAGUCUAGAUACACUUGUGGUACGCUCCAUUAAAGGGACCCCCUUGUACAUGUCUCCAGAACUGGUUCAAGAACGCCCAUAUGAUCACCGUUCAGAUCUCUGGGCUCUUGGCUGUAUUGUGUAUGAGCUGAUGGUUGGAACGCCUCCAUUCUAUACGCACAGCAUCUUUCAGUUGGUCAGCAUUAUUACCAACCAACCUGUGCGCUGGCCACGCGAUGUAUCCACAGAAUUAAAGAGUUUCUUGCAGGGCCUUCUCACAAAGGAGCCAGAUCUUAGGCUCUCAUGGCCACAACUCCUGAAACAUCCAUUCAUCAGAGAUAAAGUGACUGUGGUUGAGGAGAGUGCUUCCUGCAGUUCUUUCACAUCAGGGCUGAGCGCAGAGGAACAGCAGCUGAGAGACCAGCAGUGUAAGAGUUCUGCACAGAGUAGUGCGCACUCUCGGAUCCUGAGCAAGGCCAGACAACGUGUGGCCAAGAGAAAGGAGCUUGGCACUAAGGUGAGACCUGAACCUACGUCACUGAAGACAUCACAGAGACUGCUUAGCACAUCCACUCCCCGAGAACAUCAGAUCUCCUUGGACUAUGAGCGAGAGUUCCUCAGCGAGAAGAAAGACAGACGCAGCAUUGAGCGAGUGAACCUAGAAAGUGAGGACAGUGACGAAGAGUGGUCAGUUCUCCUUGAAGCCACGGACCCCUCUGUUGCUCAGCUCAGCACUCCCUUUCUCCUCCUUCAAGAUGGCAGUUUCAGAAAAAGAGUGCAGGGGCGGCUUCACAGCUGCUGCCAUCCGGUAUACCUGGAAGACGUUUCUCGUCUCCGUCCUGCCCUACGUGUCACGUGUAAUCUCCUGACCUCCGCCUGUGACCCUGCUCUGCUCUCUGAUCUCUGCACAGAGCUGCAGUUACCGCAUUUCUUGUUGCAGCUUAUUGGCCAAUCACUGAAUAGCAACCUGCGCCAGUGCACGUGGGGUAUUUCUUUCCUGUCGGACCUUUUCGUCCUCCUGAAUUCAUAUUACAGUUUCAUGCGACACCCUCAGACACCCAGCAGAGUUGCUGGUUAUGUGUCUGAGAGGUUUCUAGCAAACAAGUGCUCUUUAUAUGAUCGCUACACCAGUGGCCUUUUGCGGUCUGCCUGUGUCCUGAAUAAUCUAAAGGUCUUGUAUUCCUGCUGUCAUGCCUCUCUGGAUUUGUGCUGCCAUCUUGCAGGAGACUGUAACACUCUGCAGUGUAUCCUUGGUCUGCUGUCAGGAGAGGUCGCUCAGUGGAGCAGGGCUCAGAUUCACAUGGCAGAAGUGAGUCUGUUUCUUAUGUCUCUCAUAGUCUGGCGACUGCAGUCUCUCCCAGAGCCGAUGUCACAUGUUGUCAUAGCUCUUCAUCAUCUGAUGACUAUUUGUGAUGUUCCAUCUCUUGCUGUGUCUCUUACAACCCUAAGCUCUGCCCUACUAGACGUUGGGGUGCAAAUCUCAUUGUCGCAUGAGAGAUUACUGAUCGUUACAAGGAUGUCUCUUGCAGAGCUGACCCAGUUGUCUGUGUCUGUCAGCCGUCUGUUUCUGCUCUGGCUCACUAUGCAGUUAGACCUAAUCAGUAGGAUGCAGGAUGAAUCUCUGUCUAUGCUACUCUCAGAAGAGAGUGCUUUCCUUUGGCAUCGUGUUAGUAUGCUUCUGCGUGUGUAUAGUCCAGCUGCACUGCUGGAGGGAGAGACCCCGAGGGAGAAGGACUGCGCACCUCCAGAUUGGGAUUUAUUGUCUGUUCGAGGUGUUUUGACCUUCCUUGACUUGGCCCUGAUGAUUUCUGUUAGGAACGCUGAUCAUUUCCUGUCCCUUCUGACGUCUAUGGACAACAUCACCAUAGCAACAAUAAAGUGCCUACUGAACCUUAAUUUCCUGGGGAACCUGAUGGAAGCCCUCAUUAUGCUGAAAUACCACUGUGUUUUGACCUUCCUUGACUUGGCCCUGAUGAUUUCUGUUAGGAACGCUGAUCAUUUCCUGUCCCUUCUGACGUCUAUGGACAACAUCACCAUAGCAACAAUAAAGUGCCUACUGAACCUUAAUUUCCUGGGGAACCUGAUGGAAGCGUGCCGCACAUCUGAACUGGACUCUUCGCAGACCAUCUCGCAUGUCGUUCAUUUGGUCUGUCAGCUGCUUUGUGUUCCGCUGUCCCUUGAGACCCCUUCAGAGAUAAUGAGUGAGAUUUUGAGGUCCUUCAGUCAGCACCAGAUGGUCACUUGUCUUCUACAGGCUUGCACUCUACUGCCACCGUCUGCUGCAGAGCUGCCAGUCUCACUACUCUGCCGUCUUACUCUCAUAGAUUCAGACCAUCUAACAGAAUUCUCACAAGCCGUAAUCUCUUCAGAGGAUGUUUCUGCAUGGCUUGGAAGUGCUCUACACUCAGGUCAAGACCGUCUAACCUGUGACUUAUUGUCUCUUCUUAGUCACCUCAUACGUGUUUGCCCCUCUCACUUGCCUCUGUUGAAAAGGAUUGUGGGUGAGUGGGACAACCUACAUUCCUUGAUUCUACAUGCUCGAGGGACUGAGCAGAGGUCAGCAGCUUGCACUUUUGCUGGGAACUUGACACGUCUUGGUGAACCCUUAGCUCGGUCGAUCUUAGAGACUUUGCUGGAAUGUCUUUCAGACAAGGAUGCUAGAGUGCGUCGUUCUGCUGCCUUUGCUGUGGGAAACACAGCAUUUCACAGUGACCGAUCUAAUUCUUACAACACCUGGGUGUCUCUGGCUACUUCUAAGUUCCUAAUACUUUUAAAGGACCCUCAGCCAAGAACCAGGGCCCAUGCAGCCAGUGCCCUUGGAAACCUGGGGACCAUUUCAGCCAGUGGUGAUGAGACCUCCGGUUUUAUGCUAAGGGUCCCACAACUGCUCAUGCAGUCAGCAUGCACAGACCAGGAUGAAACUGUUCGUCUUGCUUCAGUUGUCGCCCUGCGAAGCCUCAGUGCAACACCAAAAAUACGUCAGCACCUCCUGUCUCUGGAUGCUGGAGAGAGACUGUCUCGUUCACUAAGAGAAGAUGCAGAGCAUCAGUCCCCAAGAAGUGGUGAGAGUCCACGAUCCGUUACACCUGGGAAUUACUCUUCUCUACUACUAGGAGGAGGCAAAGAUUCCCAAGAGCUCUAUGAAACACUUUACACAUACCUCAGUCUUUACUUUGUCUUCUCAGGAAGAGUUCUCAGUCUAGAUUGAUACCUGGUUUCCCCUCAGAGUGCAGUUGCAUGGUUUGGGAUUCUUUUUUCACCUCAUGGGAAAUUUUUCAUAAACCUUCUAAAAUUGGUGUCAGACGCCCCUAAAAUGGUCAUGCAUCCUAAGCUGUAUGGCAUAUAUCUACAAUAUGGAGAAACCUAUCUUUUACUCCCUAAAUAAUUCGGACCUGUUUGAACUAGUGUGGGCAGAUUGGCAAUCCUGCUACACCACUACUUGGUCCCCGAAUACUAGAGUAAAUACGCAUUAGAUUACCUCUGAUGUCUAUCUUCUGAAUAAGAACUCCCCUUCUACCUCUAACGCUACUAUCACCCUUCCUCUUCUCUCCAACCCCUUCCCCAUCCCAACUAACCUACCUCUUAUGAUAAGAGCUAUAUCAUGCUCACUCUCCAUUUUAUGAAUACAUUCCAACCUGAAAUGUUGAAAUUGUUUCAGUUUUCUGUUUAUAUAUCCUGUAGGAGCCUGUGUGCUCCAAAAACACUCACUACGUUAUCUUUGUAAUUGAGAAUAUUAUUUAUCAAUAAAAAAAAAAAUUUGGAAAAA
Bombina bombina (fire-bellied toad) is the source of this 4311-nucleotide messenger RNA. It is a transcript of the gene STK36, whose product is annotated as serine/threonine kinase 36. Gene Ontology annotation, cellular component: cytoplasm. The coding region runs from base 118 to 3753 and encodes 1211 amino acids. NCBI's taxonomy places the organism in Eukaryota, Metazoa, Chordata, Amphibia, Anura, Bombinatoridae. The record is from RefSeq and is a predicted model, not a curated record. The transcript has 28 exons. Gene Ontology annotation, biological process: protein phosphorylation. Gene Ontology annotation, molecular function: protein kinase activity; ATP binding; protein binding.